AUGGCGAAACAAUGGUUCAAUGAAGCGGAUACUCAAAACCUGAAGUUGAGACUCAUAGCUGACAGAUCCACAGAUGGAAGAGUGUAUAACCAAUCGACAGUGUCUGAAGUUGCUGCCUUAGUUGUCGGUGAUAUUGACACAGCAGAAAUGAGGGAUAUAAUUAUGCAAUACCAAGGAGGUGGAUUUAAGCGGAUCAACGAGCUCCAUGCAAGUUACAUGGCCUUCCAAUAUCCUUUGAUUUUUCCCUAUGGUGAGGACGGUUAUAGACCAAAUAUUGCCCAUAGAGACUUGCCAAUUUAUCAGAAUAGCUUACGAAAUAGGCUUACAAUAAGAGAAUGGCUAUCAUAUCGCAUUCAAACAAGUAAGAUUGGUUUUCCGGAUUUGUUCAUAACUUUCACUUGCAAUCCUAAUUGGCCGGAAAUUCAUAGAGUUCUUGGACCACUGCAUUUGAAACCACAAGAUCGACCGGAUAUCGUUUCAAGAAUAUUCAAAAUCAAGUUUGAUCAAUUACUAGCAGAUUUGACAAAAAAUGGUGUAUUAGGCAAAGUACUCGCAUAUAUAUACACCAUCGAGUUUCAAAAGAGAGGAUUGCCACAUGCACAUAUACUACUCUUUCUGCAUCCGUCCAACAAGUAUCCACGACCAGAAGACAUUGACAGGAUCAUUAGUGCAGAAGUUCCUGAUCCCUUGCAACACCUCAGGCUGUACAAUUUGGUUAAGUCUCAUAUGGUUCAUGGUCCCUGUGGCUUGGCAAAUCAGAGGUCCAUUUGCAUGAAAGAUGGGAAGUGCUCCAAAUAUUACCCAAAAAAAUUUCAACCUAACACUAUAGUUGACCAUGAUGGGUAUCCAGUUUAUAGGAGAAGCAACAAUGGAAAAACAAUUGAAAAAAAUGGGAUAAUCUUUCAUAGUGGACAUGUUGUACCGCACAACCCAAGUUUGUUGUUAAAGUACGAAGCACACAUCAACAUGGAAUGGUGCAAUCAAAGUACUUCUAUCAAGUACCUUUUCAAAUACAUCAACAAAGGUUCAGACAGAAUUUCUGCUGUUAUACAAGGCCAGUCCAAGGAUGCAACUUCGGAGAAAAACAAUGUUGACGAAAUUAAACAAUAUUUGGAUUGUCGAUACAUCUCCCCAAGUGAGGCAUGUUGGAGGAUAUUUGCAUAUUCCAUACACAGAAGAAAACCAGCAGUAGAGAGGAUGUAUUUUCACUUGGACGGAGAACACUCUGUUUACUACAGAGAACACGAGCAAGUUGGUGAUGUUCUGCUCAAACCAAGUGUUACCGAAUCAAUGUUUACAGCUUGGUUUGAGGCAAACAAUAGUUUUGAAGAGGCAAGGCUUUUAACUUAUGGUGACUUUGUUUCUAAAUUUGUUUAUCAUAAACAGAGUAGGAGUUGGAAGCCAAGGAAAAGAGGGUAUACCAUUGGUCGUCUUUGUUGGGUGCCUCAAUGCUCAGGUGAAUUGUUUUAUUUAAGAAUGAUGUUAACUGUUGUUAAAGGCCCUUUAUGUUAUAAUGACAUCAAGAAAGUUGAUGGUGUUCAACAUAAGACUUUUAGAAAGGCAUGUUUUGCUAUGGGUUUCCUUCAAGAUGAUCGAGAAUUUAUUGAGGCCAUCAAAGAGGCACAUGUUUGGGGUUCAGGUUUAUUCUUACGAAAGUUAUUUGUGACUAUGCUUUUGUCCUCAUCCAUGAAUCGACCAGCACACGUAUGGAGAAAGUCUUGGAAGUAUUUAUCUGAUGGUAUUCUUUACGAACAACGGUCAAAUCUCACUUUAUUUGUCAUUUACCAUGCUGCAUUGUUUCUUGCUGUCUUUGUUCCAAUAUGCAGUCGCAAUGCAUCUAACUAUGAACAUGUUGCUGAAUUGACACUUAUCGACGAGGAACUUCAACAGCUGACUUUGAUGGCUAUUGAAACACUAUUACAAAAUGACAACAAAACAUUGAAAGACUAUAAGCCAAUGCCAUAUCCUAAAGAUUAUGUUGUUUCCUUCUCGGGUAAUAGGCUUAUUUAUGAUGAGCGUCAAUAUGAUCCUAUUGCUCAACAACAGCUAUUUGCAAGGUUAUACGGUUCUCUAACAAAUGAGCAAAGAAGCAUUUAUGAAGAGAUCAUGGAAGCUGUAGAGAAACAAAGAGGCGGCGUGUUCCUUUUAUAUGGAUACGGUGGGACCGGAAAGACUUUUAUGUGGAACACUUUAUCAGCGGCCCUUAGGUCUAAGAAAAAAAUUGUCUUGCCUGUUACAUCAAGUGGGAUUGCAAGUUUGUUGUUACCAGGUGGAAGAACAGCUCAUUCUCGGUUUAAGAUUCCAGUCCCUACUUUAGAUUAUUCUAUUUGCAACAUUAACAAAAAAGAUGAUAUUGCUGGGCUUCUUAAAGUUACAGAUCUAAUAAUAUGGGAUGAGGCUCCUAUGGCUAACAAGUAUUGUUUUGAGGCACUUGACAAGUCAUUGAAAGAUAUUAUGAGUGGCACUACACAUGGUCAAGAUAAGAUAUUUGGAGGUAAGGUUGUUGUUUUUGGUGGUGACUUCAGGCAAAUUCUCCCCGUAGUACCAAGAGGUACUAGAUCUGACAUUAUUUAUGCAACAAUCAAUUCUUCAUAUAUUUGGGAUCAUUGUAAAGUCCUAAAGCUCACAAAAAACAUGCGGUUACAAAGUGGUGCGGCUACUUCUACAACAGAAGACAUUAGGGCAUUUUCUGAAUGGAUUUUACAAAUAGGUGAUGGCACAAUGUGCGAGCCUAAUGACGGUUAUGCUGAUAUUUGUAUUCCCGAAGAGUUUUUAAUUGCAGAUUUUUCAGAUCCUAUUAAAGCUAUAGUAGAGGAUACAUACCCUGAUCGUAUUAGUAAUUAUCUUGACUCCAACUAUCUUCAAAGUCGUGCAAUUUUAGCAUCAACAAUUGAGGUGGUGGAUGAUAUCAACCAAUAUAUCACAACUCUUAUUCCAGGGGAGGAGAAGGAAUAUUUUAGCAGUGAUUCUAUUGACAAAUCUGAUGCAAAUAACUUUGAUGGAUACGAGCAUGUCACACCCGAGUUUCUUAAUGCACUCAAAACAUCUGGAUUGUCAAAUCAUUCUAUCAAGUUGAAAGUUGGUGCGACUAUCAUGCUAAUGCGCAACCUAGACCAAUCUGAAGGUCUGUGCAAUGAGACACGACUAACAGUGACUAGGCUUGCUAACCAUGUCAUUGAAGCUAAAAUCAUUUUUGGUAAAAAUGUUGGUAACAUCAUUUAUAUUCCAAGAAUGUCUUUGUCUCCUUCCCAAUCACCAUGGCCAUUUAAAUUGGUGAGAAGACAAUUUCCAAUAAUUGUCUCAUUUGCAAUGACAAUAAACAAGUCUCAAGGACAAUCUCUUGACCAUGUUGGGUUAUUUUUACCUAAAGAAGUAUUUAGCCAUGGUCAAUUGUAUGUGGCUAUCUCUAGAGUUAAAUCAAAAAAGGGUCUUAGGAUUCUUAUUCAUGACAAAGAUAAAGAAGCAUUGACUAUUACCACCAAUGUUGUGUUCAAGGAAGUAUUCCAGAACAUUAAUUAG
Molecule: messenger RNA, 3519 nt
Organism: Vicia villosa (hairy vetch)
Lineage: Eukaryota; Viridiplantae; Streptophyta; Magnoliopsida; Fabales; Fabaceae
Exons: 7
Coding region: 1-3519 (1172 amino acids)
Biological process (GO): telomere maintenance; DNA repair
Molecular function (GO): DNA helicase activity
Source: RefSeq, a predicted model, not a curated record